This is a messenger RNA of Ostrinia nubilalis (European corn borer), 1298 nucleotides long. RefSeq lists its product as uncharacterized. Bases 343 to 1194 code for a protein of 283 amino acids. The transcript is spliced from 7 exons. Lineage: Eukaryota; Metazoa; Arthropoda; Insecta; Lepidoptera; Crambidae. The record is from RefSeq and is a predicted model, not a curated record.
ACUUUUUCGCGAAAGUAAAGGAAACGAUGCCCAUUCAGCCUAUUUUGCUAAUUUGAUAGAAAAUACGUAGAUUCUGGGACUAAAGUUCGUAGGUUUGCAAGGAAGGCUUAUCUACGUAAAAAUACGUAAAGUUGGCAACCCUGGUGAUAAACCAAAUCUGACGUAAAAAAAAUGAGAAAAAAAAGUUGCGUGUGCGUCCAUUUUUAUUCAGCGUGAAUUUAUUUACAAAAUGAAUUAAUUUAUUGUAAAAUACAGAAGAUUCAGUUAAAAUCUGGUCCGGUGGCCAUACUUCAACUUUACCCAUUUAAAAUGAGGUAACAUUGUCCUCAUAUAAGUGAGAAGAUGUUUAAACAACAACUGUCGCCUCGCAGCGUGCACCCGUACCAGACUACCAUGAUACCGCGGAGUGAAAUGCAGUUCAUGACUGCUGCACAACAAAGGGCGAAGUAUCCGUGGGCCGAAGAAAAUAACACUGUUUAUCAAGUCCCAGGAACAGAUAGCUCAACUUCUGAUAAUGCUUAUCAUGUACCUCAUUAUUACAAUACCUCAGUGAGAGAUUAUGGGCCACCUUCACCUGUUUACCAAGCUCCUUACACCACAGGAACAUGGCAUAGUUAUAAGAAGAAAGAUAAAAUUAAUCAGCGGCCUCCAACUGAAGCAUACUCAUUCCCUCCUUGUGCCUCGGCCUUUUCACUUCCGCUGUGCGAAGUUGAACCAAGAACUAUGAACCGGUCUCCAAUACCACCAGUGCCAUCAGUCAGCCCUGAAGUGCCAAUCAUUGGAGCUUGUGGUGGACAUUGUCCUGGAUUUGAAUAUGUGUGCUAUUAUAUUUUACAGGUGAUAUUUGUAGUAGGUAUACUAACUGGGAUCUCAUUAUGUAUUGCUGGAAUAGUAUUACGUCGCACAAACCGCAAUGGAGACCUUGGUGUAUUAGUUUAUAUAGGAUGUCUAUCUUCAUGUGUUUGUGGUGUUUUGCUGGGUGUUCAGUGCUGUGUUCGAAGGGAAAUUCGACAAAGAAAGCUCCGGGCGAAUAUGCACAUACCCAUGCAAUCUAUACAGGAGACACCAGCCACUGCUUGCCCAUUGUUAACUUCCACACUACCUCACAAUCAAGUAUACAGGCCUACUGUAAGUAUUUGUGCUGAAGAAGAAGAGACUGGAGUUCCUUGGUGGCGUCGCUCCAACAGAGACUGAUUAGUUUUAAGUUUAUUUACAGUGACAUUGUAUAUAAAAUGUAACUUUCUCUUAAGAACAAGGACCAUAACAUUUUUUUUAUGAAUAUAACAUAUUUUGCUUAA